AUGCCGCCAAGACCUGCCUCGCCCAGACUGGCAACGCGCCAGAUACACCAACCGUGCAGGGGUGUCGAAGGGCUUCAACUUGGGGAGCGCAGCGCCGACCUCUUGCGGUGGCUCUGCGACGCACGAGACAUCGCAGCUUUGCGGGCUUGGGGAGCGUCGCUGGGAGGGCCAACAAAACCGGAGGCAUUGCGAGCGGUCUUGGGCGCAGGGGCUAGGGAGCAGGGGAAAACCACCAGCAGCCAGGGCCAGGGAAGACGGGACAUACGGGACCGAGACGUGCCUCGCUGCAAACGAAAGCGAAGGCAUCUUGUUACGAAGAAGACCUGCCUGUUCUGGAAGCACGACGGCGGGAGAUGGAUGAACCAGACUGGCCACAACGUCCUCGACCGUUUCUUGGGGUCUCCGUCGGGCAUCAGCAUCGGCAAGAAGUUCGUGCAGAUUGGGAACUUCCGGCUUGCGGAGACUGACGACUCCCAGAGGCUCCCCUUGCAGUUCAUGCGCUAUCACGACAAUGGAUAUUGGGAGCGGCGCACUCUUGAAACCUUCAAGAAGGACGGUCAUCAUUCGCGGCACAACGACGACGAUCACUUGAUACAUGCUAUAAACAGCCGUAGUGUUUUUGGGCAGGGAUGCAGGAACAUCGGUGAGAUUGCUCAUGGAGAGUGCAAUAGCGGUUUUGCAUCCUGGGGAGAUCGCUUCAUCCAGCUCGGCAAUUGGCGCCUUGCCGCUCUCGAUGCCGACCAUUUCAGCAUCUCCCACAAAGGUGGCCAGAAUGCAAUUUACAAGAGCAAUGGCCACUUUUACUGGGAACGUGUCAGCGACCGCGCCUGGCGCAGGCCUCUCGGCUUCCCCCACGGCAUCGUCUUUGGGGCGAAGUUCAUCCAGAUCGGUCAGUUCCGCCUGGCCGCACUGGACGACGACCACUUGAGCAUCUCCCACCAGAAUGGCUGGACCAACCGGCUCUUCGUGGGCCACAACGGACAUGUCAUCGAUCGGCCGGGCGGGGGCCAUGACUGGAACGCAUGGAGGCACCUCGCCGGUGGCGACGAGAGUUUCCGGAAAGGCUUAAGUGCUGGCAUCUCCGGCGUGGGGUAUGGGGACAGAUUUUUGCAAAUCGGGCCCUUCCGCAUCGGGGUGGGGGAGUUUGAUGACUUGCUCGUCACUCACAAGCACCCGGCCACUGGACACCCACGAACUUUCCAAGUGUACCAAAACAGCGGAACGGUCCUGGGCGCACAACCGUUUGCAUCGCACGAUGGCCAUGGCCAUGUGCACCUGGUGCAUCGUCACACGCAGUGGCACUGUGGCAACAUCCAGAGCAUGAUGGGCUCCUGUCCUGGCAUCACCACAGGCGACGGCUUCAUACAGUUGGGGGAUUGGCGGCUGGCAGCGAUUGACUGGCGACAAUUCUCGAUCUCCCACCGAGAUCUGGUGACGCCCAUGAGCUUCACCUCCGAUGGGCAUUACCACCGUCACGGAGCCCCGACCCAGGGAGACCACAGCUGGAACCGUGAAGCCAGGUACGUGGCCGCCGGCGAGAUGGGAGAGGUGACGCUCGGCGAUCGCUACAUCCAGUUCGGUAAGUACUGGCGCAUGGGCCAAGUCGAUGAUGACCACUUCUCCAUCUCUCAUAUUGAUGGCAAGAGUCCGGUGGUCUUCCAUAAACAUGGAGUGAUGUAUUCACAGGAUCACAGCGGCUUCGACCAUGCCCGCUACAAUCUUUGGAAUCGCCGCCACGUCAAUAAAUCCUCGGGCAUCGGGUUUGGUGAUGGCUUCGUUCAGAUUGGCGACUUUCGAGUUGGAGAUGUUGAUCAUGAGCGCUUGUCCGUCGCGAACGCGAAGAGUCUGAAGACCUGCGAGAGCUUUAAGAAAGAUGGACAUACAGCGGACAGUGGCUCAACAUCAUGGACCACCCUGGGGCGUGCGCUCCAGCAUUGCCAGGUCAUCCCUAGGAAGGCUCGGAACUUCACAUCGCCAGUCGCCGCCUUCUAUAACCCGAAACAUGGGCGCUGGCUGCAGAUGAACAAAGGGAGCACCGACAUGACUGGCAGCGCUGACCAGAGAGGAGGUGACGGGCCUUUCUCUUUGAGGCUUCACUGGACCUAUGAGCGCUUCGCGGUUGUCGACGCCGGCAACGGGGAGAUCGGGCUUCACAACACCCUCAGCAACCGUUUUGUCAAGAUGGAAGGCUUGGAGAUGAUGGUCAGCUCAAUCAAGGACGUCGACGACUUCCCAGCUGGGUGGAAUCUCGAGCGCUUUCGUGUCGUCGACGCGGGAAACGGAAUGGUGGCGCUCUACCACCCGGUCAACCGCCGCUUCGUCACCAUGGAUCAAAACGGACACGUCUAUCCAAGUGCCCCCGUGGAGGACGGAAGACUGCCUGUCCAUUGGUCUUAUGAGCGUUUCUACAUGAUGCCGGUGAGAAACUUUCUCGAACCUGAUACGCUGGUGGCCCUGUACAGCAACGCGCACGGCCGCUUCCUCCGCAUGUAUGAGCAUGCCCCAGGUCACUGUGACUUGGACAGCAGCCCAUCUGGGCCCAGCCUCCCCGAUACUUGGACGUUGGAGCGGUUCAGAGUGGUGGAUGCGGGAAACGGCAUGGUUGCGCUGCACAGCCACGCCUACAACAAGUUCUUGCUGAUGGACGAUCCCCACUUUGACAUUCGUUGCAGUGCCCCGUCGCCGACCGACAGCAGCGAACUCCCCUAUGGCUGGGGCUGGGAGGCUUUUGUCCCUGUUCCCAUGGCCUUCCACGCGGACCAUCUUGAGAUCGCCCUGUGGCAUCCUGCUCACCACCGAGCCGUCCGAAUGAAUCACCACAUCGUCGACGCGAGCGCGCCCGUAGCCCUCCAGGACCUGGCCAUGAAUGGCAACUGGGGGUGGGAGAAGUUUCGGGUCGUGCUGCUGGCAGACCCCAUGACCUAG
Messenger RNA from Symbiodinium sp. CCMP2456, 2925 nucleotides. The record is from the annotation of a GenBank genome assembly. Lineage: Eukaryota; Dinophyceae; Suessiales; Symbiodiniaceae.